This is a messenger RNA of Cynara cardunculus var. scolymus (artichoke), 1986 nucleotides long. Its product is annotated as isocitrate lyase. The record is from RefSeq and is a predicted model, not a curated record. Bases 58 to 1785 code for a protein of 575 amino acids. Gene Ontology annotation, biological process: carboxylic acid metabolic process. Lineage: Eukaryota; Viridiplantae; Streptophyta; Magnoliopsida; Asterales; Asteraceae. The transcript has 3 exons. Gene Ontology annotation, cellular component: glyoxysome. Gene Ontology annotation, molecular function: isocitrate lyase activity.
UCUUGGUACUUGUAUAGCAUUCGUAUAUUCAAUACAUACAUACAUACAGUUCUACUCAUGGCUGCAUCUUUCUCCGUUCCUUCAAUGAUUUUGGAAGAAGAAGGAAAAUUUCAAGCAGAAGUAGCAGAGGUGCAAGCAUGGUGGAACUCUGAGAGGUUCAGACACACGCGCCGCCCGUACUCCGCCCGUGACGUGGUGUCUCUACGUGGCAACCUCCGUCAAUCCUACGGCUCCAAUGAGCUAGCCAAGAAGCUAUGGCGCACUCUCAAAGCUCAUCAAACCAACGGCACGUCUUCUCGGACUUUUGGUGCACUCGAUCCAGUUCAAGUCACCAUGAUGGCUAAGCAUCUAGACACCAUCUACGUCUCCGGCUGGCAAUGCUCCUCCACCCAUACGUCGACUAACGAGCCGGGUCCUGAUCUAGCUGACUACCCAUACGACACCGUUCCGAAUAAAGUUGAACACUUGUUCUUUGCUCAACAGUACCAUGAUCGGAAACAAAGGGAGGCUCGUAUGAGCAUGAGCCAAGAAGAGCGAGCUCGAACUCCUUAUGUUGAUUACUUGAAACCCAUCAUAGCCGAUGGUGACACCGGCUUCGGUGGCGCCACCGCCACUGUAAAGCUUUGUAAGCUCUUUGUGGAACGUGGUGCUGCCGGAGUUCAUAUUGAGGACCAGUCGUCGGUAACCAAGAAAUGCGGUCACAUGGCCGGAAAAGUUUUGGUGGCCGUUAGUGAGCAUAUCAACCGGCUCGUCGCGGCUCGGCUUCAGUUUGAUAUAAUGGGAACCGAGACGGUGUUGGUGGCUCGUACAGACGCCGUCGGCGCGACUUUGAUUCAAUCCAACAUCGAUACCAGAGACCAUCAGUUCAUUCUUGGCGCGACUAACCCUAAUCUCAAAGGCAAAGGGUUAGCCACACUUCUAUCUGAAGCCAUGGCUGCCGGAAAAGCCGGGCCGGAGCUUCAAGCUCUUGAAGACAACUGGCUUUCAAUGGCGCGGCUGAAGACGUUUUCCGACGCGGUGGUUGAUGCAAUCGGAGCAAUGAACAUCCCGGAAACCGAAAGGAGACGAAAACUAAAUGAAUGGAUGAAUUCAUCGAGCUACGAAAAGUGUUUAUCAAACGAAGAUGGAAGAGAGAUCGUCGCGAGAUUAGGCCUUACAAACUUCUUUUGGGAUUGGGACUUGCCGAGAACCCGAGAAGGGUUCUACCGGUUCAAAGGCUCGGUCGAAGCUGCUAUAGUCCGUGGCUGGGCUUUCGCGAACCACGCAGACGUGAUCUGGAUGGAGACCGCGAGCCCAGACAUGGUCGAGUGCACUAAAUUCGCACACGGUGUCAAGACCAUGCAACCGGAGACUAUGUUGGCUUACAAUCUCUCACCAUCGUUCAACUGGGAUGCAUCGGGAAUGACCGAUGUCCAAAUGAUGGAUUUUAUUCCGAGAAUAGCGAAACUCGGGUAUGUUUGGCAGUUCAUAACGCUCGCAGGAUUCCAUGCCGACGCUUUGAUCGUCGACACGUUUGCGAAAGAUUUCGCGACGAGAGGGAUGUUGGCUUAUGUGGAGAGGAUUCAGAGGGAGGAAAGGAACAAUGGGGUGGACACAUUGGCUCACCAAAAAUGGUCCGGUGCUAAUUACUAUGAUCGGGUGCUAAGGACGGUUCAGGGCGGCAUCACAUCGACCGCGGCUAUGGGCAAAGGAGUGACCGAGGAACAGUUCAAGGAGACGUGGACAAGAUCGGGGACGACCGAUAUGGGAGACGGUAGCGUUAUGAUUGCUAAAUCAAGAAUGUAGAACCACCAUCGACAUCGACGAUCGGAGGAUCGACAUCGACGAUCGGAGCAUCGGGAAGCGUGAUAUUUUUACUUAAUUUUAUUUUGGGUUGUUUGAAGCAGAAAUAAUGUUGUAGUCCAUAUGCAUUAUGGAUCAUUUUUCAGUGUGGUGUUUGAAAACAAAUGUCGUCUUGUUUUUGUUUUAUGUUUCAUUUUCAUAUCA